This is a messenger RNA of Solea senegalensis (Senegalese sole), 1175 nucleotides long. It is a transcript of the gene ccdc25, whose product is annotated as coiled-coil domain containing 25. The transcript is spliced from 9 exons. The record is from RefSeq and is a predicted model, not a curated record. Bases 160 to 783 code for a protein of 207 amino acids. NCBI's taxonomy places the organism in Eukaryota, Metazoa, Chordata, Actinopteri, Pleuronectiformes, Soleidae.
CUUCCAGGGUUAACUUUUUACAUGGGAAAAGUGACAGAUAACAACGAACCAUCGCCUCAGAACUGGUCGAAAUUUGCUCGUUUCUGGUGCUCGGCGUGUUUAAUUCGAUACUUUUAGACACUGAUUCAUCUCUAAGCGGCGACUUUUAAUCCACGUAAAAUGGUGUUUUACUUCACGAGUGCCGUGGUGGAGACUCCGUACACAAUCUACAUGGGAAAGGACAAAUAUGAAAAUGAAGAUCUAAUAAAGUAUGGUUGGCCCGAAGAUAUUUGGUUUCAUGUGGACAAACUGUCCUCGGCUCACGUUUACUUGAGAUUACCAAAGGGUCAUACCAUAGAGGCUAUUCCUCCAGAAGUGCUGAUAGACUGUGCACAGCUGGUGAAGAACAACAGCAUCCAAGGCUGUAAGAUGAACAACAUCAAUGUGGUUUACACACCGUGGGCCAACCUGAAGAAAACCGGAGACAUGGACGUAGGACAGAUCGGAUUCCAUCGACAGAAAGAGGUGAAGCUUGUGGCCGUGGAGAAGAAGGUCAACGAGAUCGUGAACCGCUUGGAGAAAACAAAAGAGGAACGCUUCCCCGACCUGGCGGCAGAGAAGGAGUCAAGAGACCGAGAGGAGAGGAACGAAAAGAAAGCACAACUCCAAGAACAGAAGAAGAGAGAGAAAGAGGAGCAGAAGAGGAAAAAGGAGACAGAGGACCUCAGGAAUUAUACAUCACUGAUGCAGAGUGAGAACAUGCAGACAAAUGAGGACGGCUACGACUCGGAUGACUUCAUGUAGGACAUGAAUACGAGGCAGCAGCGAACAGACCGAUGACUCCUCUUCACCACCGCUCAGAUCUGCUGUCAGGAUUCUGUUUGGCUGCUUUUGCUUGCUGUAACCCUACACUGACAUUUUAGAAGGGGAAGGGGGAAUUAAGAAAAAAAAAAAGAAGAAGAAGAAAUAAAAGAAAUGGAUACCUUGAACUUUUGGUCACGUUGGAGCAGAGGGAGCGAGCCGGUUAGCUUUGCGACGUAUGCCACCUGGCUGGUUCAGACUCUUCAACACAGGAUAACACUGUGGACGAGGGAAAAGCAGGAAACAGGAGGGUCAUUUUGGGGGUAAAGAAUAUCUCAAGCAGUCCAACAGUGUGUUUUUGGCUUUUCACUUAAUUAAAGUGGUGCCUAUGAUGA